ACAACGUACAGAGCAGAUUGAGGGAUUUCAUUUAACACCAAACCUUUAAAUGACAUGUUAAAAUGAAAUAAUAUGCAUUACGGCCAAAAAUAAGACUUAUACACAAAGAGACAGAAAAGAAAGAACAACAGCGACAGCAUCGCAGACAGAGGCUGGAGCCUGUGUAUAGACACCUUGUCUAUCUGCCCAUCUGUGGUUCCGUGGAGAAGCCCUGACCUCUUUCCUUCAGGGUAUACGGUCUACAACUGACCUUCGCCCCGUCCUCUGCCACGUGAUCUAAGUGGACAGAUGAUAGUGCCACCUCCUAAAACUGUUGCCACAAAGACAGCGAGGAGGAAGUAGACUGGUGCCAAACCGUGCCUCAUAAGUCUCUGAGGCUGGGUAUUGAGAGGUCAGCUGUUUGAGAUAUGCCCUCACCCCCCUAUGAUGGAGACGAUCAAGGAACGUCCCCCAUGAACAUGCCACCGACACUGUCAAAUCAGAAUGGAGUAAAAAGGAAGGUCCACACCAAGAAGAAGAAGAAGGGUUUCAUCACAGCCAACGUUGCUGGAACAAAAUAUGAGAUUGUUCGUAUUGUCAUUGAGGAGAUGAUCUUUCAUAAAGCCAGAGAUGAUGAUGAGAUGGCCAAUCUCAUCUGGAACGACUCUGCCGUGCAACAUGAGAAAAUCGCUGAGCUCAGGAACUAUCAGAGGAUAAACCAUUUCCCAGGAAUGGGUGAGAUCUGUCGGAAAGACUGCUUGGCAAGGAACAUGGCCAAAAUGAUUAAAAGUCAGCCUCAGGAAUAUAGCUUCAUCCCCAAAACCUGGAUCUUCCCAGCCGAGUGCACGCAGUUCCAGAAUUAUGUAAAGGAGUUGAAACGAAAACGCAAGCAGAAAACGUUCAUCGUUAAGCCUGCGAAUGGAGCCAUGGGCCACGGGAUAUCUCUGAUUCGCAAUUGUGAAAAGCUCCCGGUCCAGGAUCACUUCAUUGUGCAGGAAUACUUAGACAAGCCCUUCCUCAUGGAGGGCUACAAGUUUGACCUGAGAUUCUACAUUCUUGUUACUUCCUGUGAUCCACUACGUGUCUUCCUCUACAACGACGGCCUGGUGCGAAUGGGUACAGAGAAAUACCACACACCAAACGAGUCCAACUUGAACCAGCUCUACAUGCACUUGACCAACUACUCCGUAAAUAAACACAACGAGAACUUUGAGCGAGAUGAAACCGUGGACAAAGGCAGCAAGCGCUCUAUUGGUUGGUUCACAGAGUUCCUUCGAACCAACGAUUACGACGUGGCCAAAUUCUGGGGCGAUGUUUCAGAGCUGGUGGUGAAGACCCUGAUAGUGGCCGAACCACAUGUGCUCCACGCCUACCGCAUGUGCCGCCCGGGCCAGCCACCAGGGAGCGCCAGCGUCUGCUUUGAAGUUCUUGGAUUUGACAUAAUCCUGGACCGCAAACUCAAACCCUGGCUGCUAGAGAUCAAUCGUGCCCCGAGUUUUGGGACAGAUCAAAAGAUUGAUUACGAUGUGAAGAAGGGGGCUUUGCUCAACACCCUGAAACUGCUCAACAUCAGAGCGAGUGAUAAACGACGGAAUUUGGCCCAGCAGAAGGCGGAAGCCCAGCGACGACUGUAUGGACAGGGAUCAAUGCGGAAACUGACGGCCGGAUCAUCGGAAUGGGAAAGACAACGUCACCUACUGGAGCGCAGGAGAGAAGAGCUGAAAGAAAGACUGGCCCAAGUCCGCAAGCAGGUCUCCAGGGACGAGCACGAAAAGCGCCACCUGGGGAACUACAGACGUAUUUACCCCCCAGAUGACAAGCUGCUCUUGGAGAAAUAUGAGAGUCUCCUUUCAGCUGCCUUUCAGACAUUCCUCGCUGGGCGAGCAGCUUCACUUCAAAAGGAAAUGAAUAAUCCACUGAAACGAAUGAAGGAGGAAGAUAUCCUAGACCUCCUGGAGCAGUGUGAACUGGAUGAUGAGAAACUGAUGGGAAAAACCUCCAAACAGAAAGGACCUAAGGUCCUGUCAUCCAUGCCUGAGAGCAGCCCGACGCCCAGAGGGCACAGGGAGCCUGAGGACUCUUCGGCCAGCUGCAGCGACAGCAGCUCUGGUUCCGACGCUGAUGGAGAAGAUGAGAGCAGCAGCAUCACGCAAGAGAAACUCAAUCGCCCCGAACGCUCCAGUCGUGUGCAUUGGAAACCUGCCCCUAAACCAAUGCGAGGUCCUUCCUCCUCGCCCAAUCUUUCCGGGCUCAUCCGCCGCUCCAUGUCCUGUCCGCGCUCCAUAUCCUCUCUGACUGCGCAGUCACCUACCAAUGAGACCAGACGGCCAAAACCAGCCACUCACAUGGCUAAUGCAUCGACUGCGGCCGCUCAAACAGCAGCCACCAUGACGCAGAUGACCCCGAUUCGACCCCACACGGCAUGCCGCUCCCAUUCGCUCAGUCGCAACAGUUCUACAAACAGAGUUCCACACAGCAGCAGUCUAGGUGCCAUUCACCCCAAUACGGGGGAGACCCCGCUGAGUAAAGAGCAGGAGGCCGAGCUGAUGCAGCAGACGCUGGCUGCGCUCGGGGAGAUGAGGAUUCGUUACCCGGGGAAGAGCGAGGAGGAGGCCGAGGCCGUGUUGGAUGAGAUUCUGAACAACUGGAAAUACCAUAAACCAAAAGUGGCGUCUUACUGGCUGGUGAAGUUAGAUGCCACAAAACAAAGGAAGGUUUUGGAUAUUGUCCGUACCAACAUCCGCUCAGUGCUUCAGAGAAUUUGGAGUGAACCGGAUGUGGAGAGUCUACGUCUUUAUCGCCUUUUCAACCGUGUGUUUAACCGUCUGCUGUGGAGUCACGGUCAGGGGCUCUGGAACUGCCUCUCCAGCUCUGGCAGGUCAUCAUGGGAGAGUGUUUUCAGUAAGAGCAGUGAGGUGGUGACCGCGCAGGAGCUGAGGUGCUGCCAGCGUGUCGUACAGUUGUGUAGAGACUGUCUGCUUGUAGUCUACAAGUUUGUGGCUGACUCCCGUGGUUCUCUCAGUGGACUUAGCCCAGACUGGGACGACACAAGGUAUCUGCUGCCAGUCACCUCCCAGUUCAUCAUCAAGUGGCCGUCGUCUAGCUUCAGCCGCUCGGCGUCCUCCACUCGCCCCCGCAGCGUCUUUACUGCACGGAUGGGUCACUUCUGAUGGCCACUGGACUCCGACACCUGCUGGGGGAGACCAUAUCCAGACUUGAGAUAUCCAGACCUAAGGGCAUAACGUCUGGGACCUCCACAAACUCCAGCAGCAUAUUUAAGGGGAUCUGCCCACCUGCAUUGUUAAUGCAUCAAAUGCAUAUGAUCGAGCAGUCCCUGCCUCCUGUCCGCUGUAAAAUAUCAGCUGCAUUGCUAUCUCCUUUAGGAUGCUUGUAAAGAUGAAGAACAUUAUGAAGUUAUUUUCCAGACUCUACAAAUUAUUCAGUGGAUUCCAGUGAAUGUUUCUGUGUCAUGGAAUCAAGUCAUGUUCACUUUUUUUUUUUUGCUUUGACCAUGGUGUUAUUUCUUUCAGUUUAAUUUUCAGUUUAUCCCUAAAUCAUUUUAUCCAUUAAUAUGUAACAUGAUGCAGCUUUCUUAAUAUUCACUUUAUAUUUUAGCUCAUUUGGUCUAUUUUAAAUUCUUCUCAGAAUUAAAAUUUUAAUAAUAUGGGGCCGUUCACACAGGAUCUCAAAGAGCUUUUAACUUUUCAAGGCGCUUGAAAAAUGUUAAUGGCGAGAGGGAAAAAAAGCGUUAUGUGUUGCAACGGCCUAAGAUUUGAGUAUAACAUCAGGCAUUUGUGACCUUGUGAACGUUUCAUUCCAUUGACCAAUCAGUUUGAUCUAUUCAUGAAAAGUAAUCUUGAAAAAAAAAAAGAGGCAUAAAGUGUUGUCGCAUGCAGUCAGGAAGGACAACACAAUGUAAAGUUGAGUUACAUGCAAUUGACAAGCUCACAUCCUAAGAUUUUUCCAAUGUAGAUGAAAAGUGCAACUGGGAUGUGUCCUGCGUAAAUGCCCCCUAAGAACGAUUUAGAAAGGGAAGGAGUUAGUGUUAAGGAGUUAAGUGUUCGAAUUGGAGUCAGGGUUAGGGUUAGGUUAGGUCUAGGGUUUUAUGAGUAUUAUAGUGUUAGGAAUUAAAACUGCUUACUGUUUGGAGUAAAUGCUUUACGUUAUACUAGACUAUAGUUGCCUGUUCUGAACUAACAGAUCAACUUUUAAGGGACGCAAGUCUCUUUUGCAUAACUUUUAUGAGCCAUAUUGUGUAGAAUGCAAAUAUGAACCUCAGCGUCUGGGCUGUCUGAUGUGCAGUGCUGAUGAAAGGGAUUUUUAAUAUUGCGCUGGUAGAGUAUGUUUGGUAAAUUGUCAAUGAGCUCAAUGUGCUAAAACUUGGAUGGCUGCAUCUUGAAGAUACUUGAAUUAAUUUAUGUUAUUUAUUUUAUUAAAAUGUCUGUGUUUACAUCUAAUUUAGCAUUUGUUUUAAACACACUUGUUCAUUUAAUCCAUGGCAUUACCAAUGUAUGCAGUGAAGUUUAUGAACGGAAUAACCUUUUAUGAAAGUACUGUAAUAAGUGCUAAUUGCAGAGCUUUGCUUUGGAUCUAAUUAGGAUAAAUGUUCAUGUAGUGUUUUAGUAAAGGUGACCUGGAUGUGCCAGCUCAAACCACGCUGUGCCAAGACUACUCACAACCAGCAGUGUGUUAUUGAGGAGCUAUGUGACUGUUGGCAGUAUUUAUCAUUUUAUAUAAUUCAUGGGAUUUUCUGUUCAGAAUGUGCUGUUUAAAAACCUCGGCUGUCGGGUUUUCUUGUUUUGGUAAGUAAGAGAAACUGUAGUGACACUGUUCUGACAGCCAUCUAUGUAACUCCCACUGAAAACAGCGAUAACCCAACAUUUAUUCAUCAGACCAUUACAGGUCAUUUUGCCCAACGUACCAUCACGUCACAAUGCCAAAUAUAAUUUUUGCCUGGAUUUUCAUUCAGGAGAAUGGUUUUUAAUAGCAAUAAAAGGCUUAAAACAUCUAAA
Molecule: messenger RNA, 4991 nt
Organism: Onychostoma macrolepis
Lineage: Eukaryota; Metazoa; Chordata; Actinopteri; Cypriniformes; Cyprinidae
Gene: ttll7
Product: tubulin tyrosine ligase-like family, member 7
Exons: 21
Coding region: 408-3149 (913 amino acids)
Biological process (GO): protein polyglutamylation; microtubule cytoskeleton organization
Cellular component (GO): cilium
Molecular function (GO): tubulin-glutamic acid ligase activity; tubulin binding
Source: RefSeq, a predicted model, not a curated record